AUGCAUUUCUCUCCAGUGAUCUUCACUGCCCUAACGCUCCUCAGCUCCUGUACUUUGACAACCCUUGCUGCGCCAACAGACGUGGCGAACGCAACCGAAGCAACAGAGGACCUUGGUACCAGUCCCGUCGACGAAGGUCCACUUGCCAAAGACGAUGUGAAGAAGGCGGAGCAGCGAGGUGCUGGUGCGACUACUAUGGCGCGUUCCACUGUGAUGAUCGGCGAUGCCGAGAGUACUGUGGAUGUGCUCGGUGUCUUUGAAAAGGUUGUUAGUGCCAAUGCUUCCAAGUAUUGGUUUAGUGUCACAGUGGUCUGUAGUAAGGGAAUGAUGAAGUUCCGGGGUUUGUGA
Molecule: messenger RNA, 348 nt
Organism: Talaromyces stipitatus ATCC 10500
Lineage: Eukaryota; Fungi; Ascomycota; Eurotiomycetes; Eurotiales; Trichocomaceae
Exons: 3
Coding region: 1-348 (115 amino acids)
Source: RefSeq, a predicted model, not a curated record